AUGAAGCUUGUCCUUGGUUCUCUCUUGGUCGUCACGACUGCCGCCGCGGCUGCCCCGGUCCAGCUCUGCACGCCCAACCGCAUGGUCGUCUCGGAGUACGAGAAGGUGCUCUACGCCGACCAGCUGCGCUACAACAGCAACGAGCAAUUCGAGUACGACCCGACAACCAAGUUGCUCAAGGUCAAGUCCAACGGCCAAUGCGUUUGCGCCGACAAUGGGAGUUGA
Saprolegnia diclina VS20 is the source of this 225-nucleotide messenger RNA. RefSeq lists its product as hypothetical. Bases 1 to 225 code for a protein of 74 amino acids. NCBI's taxonomy places the organism in Eukaryota, Oomycota, Saprolegniomycetes, Saprolegniales, Saprolegniaceae. The record is from RefSeq and is a predicted model, not a curated record. The transcript is spliced from 2 exons.